Trichogramma pretiosum is the source of this 2950-nucleotide messenger RNA. RefSeq names its product protein roadkill-like. The record is from RefSeq and is a predicted model, not a curated record. Gene Ontology annotation, biological process: regulation of proteolysis; proteasome-mediated ubiquitin-dependent protein catabolic process. Gene Ontology annotation, cellular component: cytoplasm. The transcript has a single exon. The coding region runs from base 127 to 1119 and encodes 330 amino acids. NCBI's taxonomy places the organism in Eukaryota, Metazoa, Arthropoda, Insecta, Hymenoptera, Trichogrammatidae. Gene Ontology annotation, molecular function: ubiquitin protein ligase binding.
UCGUGAGUCAACGGAUUUUCGUGGUCACGUAAUAUCUACUGCCCAACAGUUUGUGCUAGUGUAAUAAACAUCUCUAACUACUUCAGUGAAAAUUGAACCUCUCUAGAAUUUCUCACAGAUUUUAUCAUGUCAUUCGUCAAACAAAUCGGCGAUUUGCAACUCAAUGAAGAGGGCAAUAUUUUCACGUGGGAAAUAACGCAGGAUUUACCAUUGUUAAAAAAACAUAAAGUGGUUGUAUCAGACACAUUCAAUUUCUCUAAUGACGAUGAAAAAGAAUUUCAACUGAAACUAUACCACUGCGCAAAAAACCCUAAUCCAAGCAAUUGCCAAGUUAGUUCGCAUUGUUCGUGUAAAAAUGUUUGGCGUUUAGUUCUACGCUGCAGAAAUAAAGAUUCAUCAAGUUAUCGUUUGAAUUUCGACAUAUCAGUAAUGAAGGAUAAUGAAAUUUUCAGUAGCCGAAAUGAUGAUAUGUUUCGUAUUUCUGACCGUGAUGGUGAAGAGGCAAUUCUCAAUAUCUGUCCUAACUAUGUCCCAGAAUUCAUUUCACAGAAGAAUAAUAUAAAAAUUCAAUGCAAGUUGAAGUGUGAGAUAGACGAUGUGAAUAUAAAGUUAGGAAAAAGAUUUAAUUUCGAGAGAAUGUUUCUCGAUGAAAAAUUCAGCGAUAUUAAGAUACGAACUGCUUCUGAGAAGGAAAUUCCAGCCCAUAGAAUCCUACUGGCUACUGAAAGUCCAGUAUUUGAAGCCAUGUUUACACAUGAUAUGAUGGAAAACAAAUGCCAAUUGGUCGAUAUGGUCGACAUUAGUUAUGAUACUGCAGUUGAGAUGCUACGAUACAUUUACACGGGUAGUUUCAAGACUGAAGAAUUUUCCACGACUACAGAACUUUUGGCGGCAGCUAACAAGUAUCAACUUCAAGAAUUGAAAAUAAAAUGCGAACACUUAUUAGGCUCAAAGUUAUUAACUGAUAAUGUUAUUGACACCCUCAGAAUCGCUGAUGUUCAUGGUGCGGACCUUUUGAAGAAAAAAGCACUUAAUUUUGUGAAACGUCAACUGACAGGGUCACAGACCUUAGAUGAUAUGAGUGAUAUGCUUCUCAGUAAAAAACGAAAGCUGGAAUAAAUUUUCACUUUUCAAUUAUAAACUUUUAUAUUUGUUUAUCGAUGAUAAUAACUUUAUUACGAAUUAAAAAACUCUAUAGUAUAGUAUACGUAUACAACAUGUAUACAACAUGUACGUAUCAUACCCUACAGGAUCAUAUUGGCAUCAGCGAGCUACGAUAGCGUUUCAUAAUUAUUGACCGAACACGCACCAACAAGUACAGCCUGUGCGAACUGCGAAGUAGCGAGGGAGAGGGAGAGAGAUGCACGACGCCACAUCAAGACCUUUGUAAAAGCAUGUGCGCCGAGAGCUUCUAUUUCUUGCCUGUGUCACGAACUCGGGACCACAGAAGAAGAAAGCAAGCGUGCAGACACUCGACACUGUCGAGCGACAAAUCAUAGCACGCGAAGCAACUAGGAGCUACUGUCAAGUGUCAGACGAAGAACUCAUGAUUAUCGCGCUCGCUCGUCCUUCAGUUUUCACGAACUCGCUGCCCGCGAGCCGUAAAGAAGCAUCACAUUAAAAAAAGAUGACUUCUUCAAAUUAACCAUUCAGUUUUCGAGUUCUUUGCUAAACGACACUUACACGACGAUACGUUUUCCCCGAGGCUCGCCACAAUAGUCGCGCGCAGAUGAAACAGAGGCAAAAAAGGAUUUCCUUAUCAGUUCCAGAACGCAAGGGUAGCAAAUCCAGUGACCAGUAUUGACUUGUGCAGCGGUAGUCUGUCGUAGUUAACCAGUGAAUUGCCAUAGCCAUAUAAUAUUUUCAGUUUGGACAAGUGCGAUAACAAUUUGAAUAACUCCAGUGAUAAUAGAAUAUUUUCUAUAACUUCUUCGAAGUGUAACAUGUCUUUCGUCGUCAAACAAAUUGGCAAGUCCGAAAUUAAUACGGAGACCAACAUACUUACAUGGAUGUUAUCGAAGGAUGCUUUAUUGUUGUUGUUAAAACAUAAAACAGUUGUAUCUGGCAUAUUCGAUGUCGAUGUACAUGGGAAAGGUGAAUUAGUAUAUUUUUAUUUAAAACUACAAGAGUGCCAUACUCUUCAAAGUGUGCCUAUAAUUCAGUUCGAGUUCAACCAAGUUUGGCGUUUAUUUCUAUGCUGUACUGAACAAGAAUCAUCAUUUGGUUGUUUAAAGUACGAGAUAUCAAUAUUCAAGGAUAGGGACAUUUUUGACACUCGAACGGAUAAUUGUACAUUUGAUAGAUAUCGUAGUGAAGAACCGAUCUUGAACAUACCUCCAGUCGACAUCGAUAGAUUAAUUACAUCCUCGGCUAAAGUAAAAAUCCAAUGCAAAAUUACAGCCACGGCUACGGAAAAUAUCAACAAUUUUCAAAAUCAAUCUGUAAAUAGGAAUGAAAAGUUGAGAUCAAAAUCAAAUAUCGAGAGAAUGUUUCUUGAUAAAAAAUUCAGUGACAUUUUGCUACGAACAAAAUGCGGAAAGAAAAUUCCAGCUCAUAGGGUCAUAUUGGCUAGUGCAAGUCCAGCAUUUGAAGCAAUAUGUAGUUGCGAUGUAUUUAAAAACGAAGAUGGAUCGGUGGAAAUGAUGAGCGUUAGCUACCAUUCUGCAAUUGAGAUGAUACGAUACAUUUACACAGGUAGUUUCAAUAUUCAAGAUGAUGCCACGACUGCAGAACUUUUGAUGACUGCUGAGAAUUAUCAGCUUCGAGAAUUGAAGAACGAAUGCGAACACAUAUUAGGUUCCAACAUAACAACUGAAAAUGCUAUGUCAGUUCUCCGAUUUGCUGAUAAAUUGAGCGCGGAAUAUCUGAAGGAAAAAGCAGUUGAUUUUAUCAAACGUCAAUUGACCGGAAAAAUGCCUGUAAAUGAUGUGAGUGAUUUACUUCUAGGAAA